Messenger RNA from Hydra vulgaris (swiftwater hydra), 1163 nucleotides. Lineage: Eukaryota; Metazoa; Cnidaria; Hydrozoa; Anthoathecata; Hydridae. The record is from RefSeq and is a predicted model, not a curated record.
AGUAAAUAAUGUCUGACAAUUCUUUGUUAAAUAAAAAACUUGAUCCAUAUGGCACUUUAUGGAAAAAGAAGUAUAUAUUACUGCUUAAAAGAACAGAAGGCAUUGAAAAGAGCAGCUGCUAACAAGCUGAGAAUUAUGGCUAGAAAUUUAGAGAAUUAUGGCUAAUGCUUACAAAAUUACAGAAUUUAUCAUAUGAAUUGCUUAAUCUUCGACUUGUGAAUAGACUUAACCAAUUAAAGAAAAUUAGUAAAAAUCUUCAAAAGGAGCGCUGUUUUUUGAUGAAACGGCUUGCCAUUUAUAAUGAUUCUUACAGAGAAGCAAGAUUCUUUGAAAAUAUUGAAUUUUUAGCUGAAGGGUAUUCUGAAAAUAAAACACCUAUUGUAACAUCUUCUAUCCCUAAGAAGCCUUUGAAUGCAUUUAUCAGGUAUUGUCAGGAAAUUCGAGAUGAAGUAGAUGAGCAAAAUCCUGGAAUAUCUCGUCAAGAUCUAACAAAAGUAAUUUCCUAUAAAUGGAAUGCUAUGUCCUCAUCUGACAAAGAGAUUUAUUUUGAUUUAUUUGAUAAAGAUAAGCAACGAUACGAGGAAGAAAUGAAACAAUACACACAACAGAUUGCUCAACAAAAUACUGAAAAGACCGGUAAUUUAAUGAACAUUGAUUUUAAAAACUCUGGAUCAUCGAGAUCGUCAAAGAUUGAAAAUAUUUCUCUUUCGAGUUCAAAUAAUGGUUUAUCUUUUGAUGACGAUAACAAUGCUUCAACGUAAUAUAAAUUCAUUAGAUUUUAUCAACACUUUUAAACUUUCUACUAUUAUUAAUCACAAUGAGUCACUAAAAUGAUUGUAAAAAGACUCAUUAAUCUGAAUUAACUAUUUUCAUUAGUGCUGAGAUGGUUUAAUAAUUUUAUAGAUGUCUUACAUUUAUUCUUGUUAUCUAAACUUUAGGAGUUAAUUUUAAAAAAUUAUUUUAAAAAUUAAGUUGUGCUAACUUCUAAUCUUUUCUUUUUUUCUUUUUUUUUUCAUGACUUUCUUCUAGCUAAUGAAGAGAUAAGACGUGUUUUUAUUUUGGCUUCUCAGUAUAUACAAGAAAUCUUAGAAUUAGUGAAAGUUUGGUUUUAUCGUUUUGGUUAGACCUUGUUUCGAUGAUUAUAUAGAUUUGUAUUAAAAUUA